Messenger RNA from Thlaspi arvense, 888 nucleotides. The record is from the annotation of a GenBank genome assembly. NCBI's taxonomy places the organism in Eukaryota, Viridiplantae, Streptophyta, Magnoliopsida, Brassicales, Brassicaceae.
AUGAGACCAUUGAGCGUUCAGUCGAGGUUGGCGAUACACGCCGCGUCACCAUCCUCAUCAGCCUCCGUGAAUCACCGAGUAGCGCCGCAAUCGCCGUGGCACUCGCCGGUUCCUUACCUCUUUGGCGGUUUAGCGGCGAUGCUUGGACUCAUCGCUUUUGCUCUUCUCAUCCUCGCAUGUUCAUACUGGCGCGCGUCUUCCUCCGGCGAAGAAGAUGGCAGGAACGGAGGAGGAGUCGACGAAGAGAAAGAAAGCCGGUCUGGGGAAAAGGCGGCGAACGGAUCGUACGAGGAGAAGUUUCUGGUCAUAAUGGCCGGAGAUGACUUGCCGAGAUUUCUUGCGACGCCUGCUAUGAAAAAGUGUACUUGUGGUAGCCACGAGGGAAAAAUGAAGAAGAGGAAGAUGGGAAUCGUGUUCACGAGUUUGUUUUCUUCCGUGUUUGGUAGCAAGGAAGCUCGCAUCCUCGUCCUCGGACUCGACAAUGCCGGAAAAACCACUAUCCUCUAUCGGCUUCAAAUGGGAGAGGUGGUCUCCACGAUUCCGAGUGGACAAACGAGCAUCAGGCCGUAUUGGAGAUGCUAUUUCCCAAAUACACAAGCAGUGAUUUAUGUUGUUGAUUCGAGUGAUACAGGUAGAAUUGGGGUGGCGAAAGAGGAGUUCCAUGCAAUCUUGGAGGAAGAGGAACUGAAAGGCGCGAUGGUUCUUAUAUUUGCAAACAAGCAGGAUCUACCAGGUGCACUUGACGAUGCGGCCGUGACAGAGGCCUUGGAGUUGCACAAGAUAAAGAGUCGGCAAUGGGCAAUCUUCAAAACUUGUGCUGUGAAAGGCGAAGGGCUUUUUGAAGGCCUAGACUGGUUGAGUAAUACCCUCAAAUCAGGGACCGGCUAA